Messenger RNA from Candidozyma duobushaemuli, 348 nucleotides. RefSeq names its product tubulin-binding prefolding complex subunit (gene YKE2). The record is from RefSeq and is a predicted model, not a curated record. Gene Ontology annotation, molecular function: protein-folding chaperone binding. The transcript has a single exon. Gene Ontology annotation, cellular component: cytoplasm; prefoldin complex. Bases 1 to 348 code for a protein of 115 amino acids. NCBI's taxonomy places the organism in Eukaryota, Fungi, Ascomycota, Pichiomycetes, Serinales, Metschnikowiaceae. Gene Ontology annotation, biological process: chaperone-mediated protein complex assembly; protein folding.
AUGGCAUCGGUAGCAGAGCAGUUUGAGAAACUCCUGUUGGAUUUCACCCAAUCACAGACCCAGCUCCAGGAGCUCAGCGCGGCCCGUUCGCAGCUCGAGACUCAGCUCCAGGAAAACAAGAUUGUCCUUGAGGAAUUCGGCGAUUUGGACGAAAGCGCUCAGAUUUACAAGUUGACGGGCCCAGUGCUCAUGCCACAGGACUUUGCCGAGGCGAAGCUUAACGUGACCAAGAGAAUCGAGUUCAUCGAGGGCGAGAUUCGCCGCGUGGAGGAAAAGUUGGAGAAGCAGCAGCAGCACAUGGAGGAGACUCGUGGCAAGCUCCUACAGACCAAGUCGCAAAUGGCGUAA